Molecule: messenger RNA, 11779 nt
Organism: Ceratina calcarata
Lineage: Eukaryota; Metazoa; Arthropoda; Insecta; Hymenoptera; Apidae
Gene: trol
Product: terribly reduced optic lobes
Exons: 37
Coding region: 164-11560 (3798 amino acids)
Molecular function (GO): protein binding; calcium ion binding
Source: RefSeq, a predicted model, not a curated record
CUACUAGUUUGCCAGUCUGUCAGCCUCGGUCACCGCGGUAUCUGCUUGGAGAACUCGCGCCUUCCUUUUUCCCCUCGCAGAAGCCUCGCUGAGGUGGGAAGGAGAUCUGUUCCGAGUCAGUGGCAAAUGAGACGCUAGUAAACGUAGAUAGAGAGAGAGUGAAAUGGGACUUCCGGCGACGGGGAGAUUCCUCGUGGUUCUUUUGCUGGUGUUCGCGCUGGCGGAGUCGACUCUUGGCCAGAGGCAGAGGCGACCGAAUCGUCGGAACAGAGCUUGCACGGCCUCGCAGUUUAAAUGCAGAAACGGACAAUGCAUCGACAGCAGUGCUCAUUGCGACGGUCGCGAGGAUUGCGUCGACGGAACCGACGAACAUAAUUGUCUGACCACGUGUAGCGGAGAUCAGUUCAGGUGUAUGGACGGUACCUGCAUCAGCAUCGACAAGAGGUGCAACCAGAACAUCGACUGUCGCAACGGGGAGGACGAGAACCAGUGCGGUUGCGGAGAAGCCGAGUUUCGCUGCGCUGACGGAGGGUGCAUCGGCUACGAGUUGCAGUGCAACGGGGUGGAGGAGUGCUCUGAUGGCUCUGACGAGAGGGACUGCGGCCGAGGACGGAGGGAAUGCGAUCUGAGCAGGGAAAUGCGCUGUGACGAUGGACAAUGCGUUUUGCUUCGACGCAAAUGUGACAAUGUCUUCGACUGCUUGGAUGGCAGCGACGAGCGCAAUUGUGGUGUCUGCACGCCGGCCGAAUGGAAAUGCUCCAGCGGUGAGUGCAUUCCGGAGGUCGAGAGGUGCGACGAUCAGAUCCAGUGCCCCGACGCCUCCGACGAGAUCGGAUGUGUAAGCGAAUGUCCGGCUGGAACGUUUCGAUGCAACGACGGAUUGUGCCUGGACAGUAAGAGACGUUGCGAUGGUCGACCGCACUGUUUCGACGGCUCCGACGAGAUCAACUGUACCCGUAGUAAAUGCCCCGAGGGACAACUGCCCUGUGCCAAUGGUGUCUGCAUCAACCAGAACUUCUUCUGCGACGAGAACAUCGAUUGCCACGAUGGCAGCGAUGAACGCGACUGCGAGCACGCGGGCCAGCCGGGACCACCGAGCGUCGAGUGCAGAGCAGACGAGUUCACCUGCCGCGAUGGAAGCUGCAUCCCACGAUCCGCGGUCUGCGACCGAAGGCCCGACUGCCCUCACCAAGACGACGAGCUCAACUGUCGUCAAGGCUGUGCCAAGGAUCAGUUCCAAUGCUCGAACGGUGACUGCAUCAGGGCCGAUCAGAAGUGUGACAACGUCAUCAAUUGUGCGGAUGGAUCUGACGAACCCGAGGAAUGUGAUCAACCCGGCUCUCAUCCGAUGCCGGGCCGUUGCCCCAGCGGCUACAUCAUGUGCGUCACCGAUAAGAAUUGCGUGCCCCAGUCUUCCAUUUGCAAUGGAGUUCCAGAAUGCAGAGACAGAUCCGAUGAAGAGAAUUGCUAUCCACCUAGAGAUUCUCACCUGCUGUUGAAGACCUACCCCAGCGAGCAAGUGAUCAAAGAAAACCCGGCGAAGCAAGGUCGCGAGGUGGUGUUCCAAUGCCGAGACGAGGGUCCCCUUCGCGCGAGAGUACGCUGGCUCCGCGGGAACAAUCUUCCUCUACCUCCCGGAAGCCGUGACAUCAACGGACGUUUAGAAAUCCCGAACAUUCAACUGGACCAUGCGGGAGCGUAUAUCUGCGAGGCCGUGGGUUACCCUUCGUCGACUCCCGGUCAACAGCUGACCGUCUACCUGACCGUAGAAAAGUUCGAACCACCGGCGACGAGCAGACCCCACGUGUGUCAAUACGACGAAGCCACUUGCAGCAACGGCGACUGCAUCCCGAAAUCGUACGUCUGCAACGGGAAAGUGGAUUGCACCGAUGGCUCGGACGAGAUGCGUUGCAGUCCGCAUGGCUGCGAACCGAACGAGUUCCGUUGCAAUAAUACGCAAUGCGUGAGCAAGGUGUGGCGAUGCGACGGUGAUAAAGACUGCGCCGACGGCAGCGACGAAGAAAAUUGUGCCCCGUCCAGACCUGGCUCUCCCUGUCGUAACACGGAAUUCGCUUGCAGAAGCAACGAUCAGUGCAUACCGAGAAGCUAUCAUUGCGACUUCGACAAAGAUUGUCUGGACGCCAGCGACGAGAUCGGAUGCUCGCCGGUUUACAUAGUGAAACCACCACCACCCAUGAUCACUUUGAACAGGGGAGAGACCUUGGUGAUCGUAUGUUCGGCGGUCGGCGUGCCCGUUCCUGAAAUCAAUUGGCGUCUCAACUGGGGCCACGUUCCACCGAAGUGCAGCAUGAUAUCUGUGAACGGAACUGGCACCCUCACUUGUCCCGAUAUUCAGAUCGAAGAUCAGGGUGCUUAUUCUUGCGAAGGAUUGAACACCGCCGGCUUCGUGUUCGCCGUGCCGGACGCCAUCGUGAUGGUGAACAAACCUGACGAAGACGUCUGCCCGAAGGGUACAUUCAACUCCGAAGCGAGAUCCGUCGACGAGUGUAUCUCCUGUUUCUGUUUCGGAGUCGCCACCGAGUGUCACAGUGCCAAUUUGUUCACUUAUCAAAUCCCACCGCCGUUCGAUCGGCAUAAGAUCGUGGGAGUUCAGUUCCAGCCGCAGGAAGUGAACGUCCAAACAGUGUCCGUGCCUUUCUCGUAUUUGACGUCUGUGGGUCGCGACGGGUUCCACGUUUCCGAGCCCGAGUUGGGACUACACGCUCUCACGAUCGACGAUAGGAUCCCCUAUUUCGCGCUGCCUGAAAAUUAUCACGGGAAUCAAUUGAAAUCGUACGGUGGUUACUUGAAGUACAGAGUCAGAUUCAACGGCACCGGAUCACCGAAUACCAAACCAUCGGUGAUUCUCAGUGGCAACGGUUACACCUUGACUCAUAGAGGUAAUCAACUAAUACCGAAUUACAACAACGAAGAAUCGGUCAGGUUCUUCCAAGGAGAAUGGGAUAAGCAACAAGGAUGGAACGAAGUCCCUGCAACCAGAGAAGAUAUCAUGAUGACUUUAGCGAACGUCGAUAAUAUUUUGAUUAAAGUACAGUACGACGAUUCACCAGACUUGGACGUACAGAUCACUCAUAUAAUAAUGGACACUGCUGAUAUAAGGAACACGGGACUGGGGUCUGCGGUAUACGUCGAGGAAUGCCGGUGUCCUUCGGGAUACACCGGUCUGUCUUGCGAACAGUGCGCGCCAGGGUAUCAGAGAAGAGAGAACGGUCCUUGGCUGGGUCAGUGUUACUCCGCUGAGCCACCUUGUCCUCCGGGAUAUUACGGAGAUCCUAUGAGGAACAUUCCGUGCCAGACGUGUCCCUGCCCACACACUACUCCUUCCAAUCAAUUCGCACGUACGUGUCACCUCGGAUCCGACGGUCAGCCCACCUGCGAUUGUCCGCCAGGGUACGUCGGCCGUAGAUGCGAGCAGUGCGACGUGGGAUACCAAGGGAACCCGCUCAUCCCAGGCGAUAUGUGCGUCCCGACGCCCCACUGCGAUCCCGAUGGCAGUUUGAGCGUAGUCGCAGAUCCCAACACCGGACGUUGUCGAUGCAAGUUGUACGCGACGGGGCUAACUUGCAACCAAUGCAAGGUGAACACGUUCAACCUGGCUAUGAAAAACCAAUUCGGCUGCAUCAGCUGCUUCUGCAUGGGCAUCACGAGAGACUGCACCUCGUCCAAUUGGUACAGAAACGACAUUCGAGUAUCGUUCACGAAUUCCGUCAGAGACUUCUCUCUGAUCGAGUCCAAGACACCAGACGCUCCACCGCUCACGGAUGACAUUCGCCUGGACACGGUGAGACGCGAGAUCAUCUACAACGAGUUCCCGAAUCGUGGAAACAACGACGUUUAUUACUGGCAACUGCCUAGCAUAUUCCUUGGUGAUCAGAUCACUUCUUAUGGUGGCAAUCUCAAAUACACCGUUCGCUACGUUCCGGCACCGGGUGGCCAGAGUUCCAAGAACAAUGCUCCCGAUGUGGAAUUAAUCAGCGCGAACGAUAUCAAUUUGUUGUACUUCUCCCGAGAAUUUCCCGAGCCGAAUACACAGCAGACGUUCACCGUUCCUCUGUUAGAACAAUAUUGGCAACGGAACGACGGGACUCAGGCUGAUAGAGAACAUUUAUUAAUGGCUCUAGCCGACGUGCGCGCUAUUAGAAUUAAAGCUACGUACACGACACACACAGACGAGGCUGCUCUAUCGUUAGUAUCGUUAGACACUGCUGAGAAGUAUAAUUCCGGUCGGGCUAGAGCAGUAGAAGUCGAGGAGUGCUCUUGCCCCGUGGGUUACAAAGGUCUCUCCUGCGAGGACUGCGACGUUGGGUAUACGAGAGCUAGCGAGGGUCUUUAUUUAGGAUUCUGCGAGCCUUGCAACUGCAACGGACAUUCUAGUCAGUGCAAUCCUGACACUGGAAUAUGCGAGAACUGCCUUCAUCACACCACCGGCGAUUCCUGUGAAAUUUGUGAGCCAGGAUACGACGGCGAUGCGUCUCGUGGAACUCCCAACGACUGCGUUUACAGAGGAACAGAGAGGCCCCCGUGUAUUUGCAACGAAUCUGGAUCGCGUAGUAGUUUCUGUAUCGGCGAUCGAUGCGACUGCAAACGCAACGUCGAAGGACCUCAGUGCAAUCGCUGUCGCCCAGGCAGCUUCGGGCUGUCUACAGACAAUCCAGACGGUUGCAGCGAGUGUUACUGCAGCGGAGUCACCGACCAAUGCCACGAGAGUUCUCUUUACGUUCAACAAAUACCCGUCUGGGUUUACGAUAAUCAACACGGUUUCACGUUGACCGACGCGACCAGGCAAGAGGUGAUCGACGAUGGUUUCGAAUUGAACUUCGCCAUGAACGAAAUUGGUUACCGAUAUCCUGACAGCAGAGGAAGAAGGCUCUUCUGGUCGCUGCCUGUCAUUUUCACGGGCAACAAAGUGAAGAGCUACGGCGGCAAUCUCACCUUGACUCAACACAUAACGGCUUAUCCCGGUGCGCAGAGCUACAAAGAUCAAGAUAUCAUCUUAGUCGGCAACGGAAUCACUCUCUUCUGGACGAAUCCUAAUGACAUCCAACCGGAUGUUCCUCUGACUUACUCUGUACCGCUGAGGGAGUCGGAAUGGAAACGUUUGACCACCGAGGGACCUCGGGUGGCUUCGAGGAUCGACUUGAUGACCGUGUUAUCGAACCUGGAGGCUAUACUAGUCCGCGCGACGCACAGUGAACGAAUGUCAGCUACCUACAUCAGUGACAUCAGCUUGGACACAGCUGUGGAACACCUGACAGGGAACAGAAGAGCGACUCAGGUAGAGGUUUGUAGAUGCCCGACAGGCUACGUGGGAACAUCUUGCGAAUCUUGCGCUAGAGGCUACUACAGAGAUACGAACGAUCGAUCCGUGAGCUACUUGGGUUCCUGCAAGCUGUGUCCUUGCAACAACAACGAGAAGAGCUGCGAGAUGACCAGGAGCGGCCAAGUGAAGUGUCACUGUCAACCAGGAUACGUCGGCCAGCAUUGUCAGGACAUAGGUAAGCUGAUGGUUAAUCUAACGCCAAUGUCGAGCACGGUAAAGCCGAACACGUCGAUUAUGUUCACGUGCAGUUACGAGUUCAUGGACUCGUUGUAUAUCACUUUUAAAUUGACUCCGCUCGAUUGGAGACCAUUGACCGCGAGCAGCGGCUAUCCAGGCCCGAUCGAGAGGAAUCCGAAGGGCGCGUCUAGGAGGUGGCAGGUUUACGCCCGGAACUCUCCGUUCAACGUGGAGUGCUUCAUCCGGGAUCAAUACGGCAAGGAAUUGAUCAAAGUCGUGACAUCGAUUACGCCAGACGAAACUUCCACGGGACCCACCACUCCGUACCCUCCUAUACCAACACCGAAGAUCAUAGUUUACAUCCAGGGACCGGAGUUCCAGAUUGUGGAAACCGGAAGUACUGUUCGGUACCACUGCUCCGGAAGAUCUUUGGACAAUGGAUCGUUACGCGUCUUGUGGGAGAAGCAGGGUGGUCAGUUGCCACCGGGAAGGAGCGUCGACGAUAGCCAAGGCUUGUUAAUCAUCCGAGACGUGAAAGUGUCGGAUAGUGGUACUUACAUUUGCCAAGUGACCGACGGGGUUUACAUCGGCCAUAAGAACGUGACUCUCACCGUUGGCGCUUUUCCGCAAAGCUUGCUCGACAUCCCAGGCUCGACAGAGGCACCCAGGGCUGUGAUUCAACCAUCGUCUCUGGAAGUGUACGUCGGCGAACCCGCAGAGUUUAGAUGCGAAGCUACCGGAAACCCACCGCCUCAAAUCGAAUGGAUUCGCGUCCACGGUCCCAUGAAUCCGGAAGUGGUAAUCUACAAUGGAGUUUGGAGUCUCAGAGCUGUAUCUAGGAACGACGCUGCGGAGUACAAGUGCGUGGCGAGGAACCACUUGGGGACAGACGAGAGGACCUCGAUCCUUUACGUCAGAGACAAUCCAACAGGGCCACCGACGACAGGCAUACCCCCGACUAUUAUUCCUUCACAGUGGAUCGGACUGAUAGGCGAAACUAUUGUCGUCACUUGUUUCCCGUCCCAAGCAGCGAACGUCACCUGGUCUCGCGAGAGGAACAUUCCAUUGCCGUCGACAGCCAGUCAGAGCGAAGGCGUUUUAACAAUCAUUAAUCCGAGCACUUACGAUUCCGGUAUCUACGUGUGCACGUCCAUCAGCAGCGUAGGAACGCAGGCCAAUAAUACUAUCAACAUUAGCGUAAACAGAAGGACUCCGCCGUCGGUCAAGGUAAAACCCGAGAGGCAAACUGUCUCCCAAGGUAGCGUAGCUGAGGUGAGAUGCGAGACAAGCGGAGAACCAGGUCUACAAGUGAGGUGGAGCAAAUAUUUGGAACAACUAAGUUCGAACGUGCAACCAGUGGGAGACCGCUUGAGGAUCGUCAAUAUUCAGAUCGCUGACAGAGGCGUCUACGUCUGCCACGUGACUGGGCCGAACGGUGAGACUCACGAAGCCAGUGCCAUUGUCGAGGUUGAACCCAGGGAACCAGCGAGAGUAGAGAUUUACCCUAAACAAGUGCCACCGGUGAUUCUGGGCGGCUCGACGGAUCUCCAAUGUCGAGCAAUCGCUGGUAUCCCCAUGCCAGAGUUGCAAUGGUCCCGUCAGGACGGCAGGCCGUUCCCAUCGAACGUCAAACAGCUUCCUGGUGGAGUAUUGAGGCUCUCGAACAUCACGGCUAACGACGGUGGCGGAUACAUUUGCUCCGCCGUGAAUUCCGUCGGUUCGAACACUGCUACAGUAUACAUAGAGGUCCAUUCCGUGCCUGUGAUCGUGAUCUCGCCCAGAACUGGUAUCUUGAACGUGAAACCUGGCGACAGGGUGCGAUUGAUGUGCAGCGCAAGCGGACACCCGCAACCCAUGGUCUACUGGAAUAAACACGUAAACAGAAUUUUGCAACCUUUUGAUGCAACAUCCCCAUUUUCCUCUAAACCGUUGAGCGCCGUUUUUGAGAUAUAUUCCGCCUCCAUCGAAGACGAAGGCUCGUACACUUGUUACGCGAACAAUGCAGCGGGAACUGUGGAGGAACGCGUUUAUAUCAGCGUCGAAGAUGAUUAUCCACCUUGCAGAGGCGACGUUCCCUGCCCGGAUCCCAAUCGUCCACCCAGUAGCGGCCAGGUGGACGAUAGAACACCAACGGAUUAUGUCAGGAUACCAGAAGGCGGCAAAGUGGAGAUACGCUGCCGCGGAGAGCUCAUUGAUAGAUCUAAGAUCUAUCUGGAGUGGAGUAAAACCGAUCGUAGGCCACUGCCUCAAGGUAGCACCGUGCACGAAGGAGUACUGGUCAUCCCCGUCGUGGACAAGAGCGCAGCCGGUGAAUACGUCUGCACCGGUACAGAUUCAGCUGGCAAUGUUCUGUUCAUGCGGAAAUCCCAACUCGAGGUGCUAUCGCCGCCUAGAAUCAUGCUAGUCCCACCGAGACAGACCGUCCGUGCUGGAGAGAAUCCGUCAAUUGUCUGUAGAACGACCGGCGACGAACCGAUGACCAUCGAAUGGGCUGCUAUCAGUCGCAGUCUUCCUUAUUCAGUCACCCAGGAGAGAGGAGUUCUUCAAUUCCACGGGAUCACAUAUUCUGAUGCUGGAAAGUAUGUCUGCAAGGCUAGUAACGACGCUGGCACCGCUGAAGCUGUUGCCGAGGUUUUAGUAAACAAACGUGAAGAAGUCACGGCUGAACAGAGAGACAUAGUCACAUAUGCCGGGCAGCCCGUGCGUUUACGAUGCAUGGUCAGAGAAAGAGCAACCAUACACUGGAGCAGAGAGGGUCAACAGAUGCCAUCGAGUGCCAGGAUAGAAGACGAUUAUUUAGAAUUACCUAGAGCGAUGCCGGAAGACAGCGGAAGGUACAUCUGCCAGAUCCAUACGCCACACGGAGUGUCCAGCGAUUACAUCAACCUAAGCGUCUCGCUAGUUAAUUCGGAUUGCACGCGAGCGAACCAAACCCAGUGCAGGUGCGUGUGCAACAUUCAAGGAUGCUUUCUGUUGGGUUACUUUUGCAACGUCUACCAGAACGUUGUCUACGAACCAACGCCGAUUCGUCACUACGUUCACCAACGACGCGCAACCGGAGUUCCGGCCGUUAGCGUCGAAGUCUCUCAAGACCCGGUGAACAUCGGUGACACUAUCGAAAUACGUUGCGCCUGCUCUGGCGCGCAUGAUCCCCGUUACCGUUGGUCCAGACCUAAUCAUCCCAGCUUGCCAGAGAACGCGCGUGAAUACGGUAAUGUUCUGAGAUUGACCAACGUCGCCGUGAGUGACAGUGGAUUAUACAGAUGCACGGCGGACACCCCCGAAGGAGUUUUCGAUCAGGACUUCAACCUCGUCGUUCAUGGUGGAAACAACGACGCACCAGCGAUCGAGACGAAACACGCGCCUUACGGGUCCAAUUUAGAGAUGGACUGUCGUCCGAACAUCGAGUCACCCACGAAAUUCCAGUGGACCAAACUUGGAAGCAAUCUCCCGCCCGAUGCUCAAAUCGCCGAGAAUAAAUUGAAACUCAUCAACGUGAAAGCGGAAGACGCUGGCACUUACGUCUGCUCUGUGAGCAACGAUCACGAGAGUAUCGAGAUACCAACGGUGUUAGUGGUAACGGGAGUGGUGCCGCUCUUUAACCAGGCGCCUCAGAGUUUCAUAGCAUUGCCUCCUCUAUCAGACUCCUAUCUUAAAUUCAAUAUCGAAGUUUCGUUCAAACCGCAGAGCUAUGAUGGGAUUAUUCUGUACAACGACGAGACCAACCGCGGUAAAGGAGACUUUAUACUUUUAGCUCUUGUGAGAGGCUACCCGCAAUUCAGUUUCGAUCUAGGCUCUGGCCCGGCGGUAAUUCGAGCAGACAAGCCCGUGACGCUCGGAGAGUGGCACACCGUGAAACUCCAACGUAAUAGAAAAGAGGGAACCAUGCUGGUCGAUGGUGAAGGUCCUUACAAGGGAAUUGCGGCUGGUAGGAAGCAAGGAUUGGACUUGAAAGCUCUGUUAUUCGUCGGCGGCGUUCCCAGCGACAGUUCGAUCACCAAAUACGCGGAGAUAAAAACCGGUUUCGUGGGAUGCAUCAGUAGAUUGGUGAUCGGCGAAAAGGAAGUCGAUUUAAUCGGCGAUCAAACUGACAGCGUGGGGAUAACUAAUUGCGAGAUUUGUGCCGAGAAUCCUUGUAACAACGGUGGAGUUUGUCAAGAGGCUGCCACGAAGAAUGGAUACACCUGCCUCUGUCGCGCUGGAUACAGUGGAAAGCACUGUGACUACGUUGGACAAUCCUGUUACCCUGGUGCUUGCGGAGAAGGCAAGUGCGUGGAUAAAGAGAUGGGCUUCGACUGUUAUUGUCCUUACGGAAAGACAGGCUCUCGCUGCGAGAACUCGAUGAACAUAAACGACCCAGCCUUCCACAACGACAAAUCGUUCAUAGCACACAAUACACCGAAAGCCUCUCGACGAUUGAAAGUGGCUCUGAAUUUCAACCCUUCGGACGACCAGGAUGGAAUUCUCUUUUACUGCGCUCAGUACGACGAGGGCCGCGGUGACUUCGUCGCUCUCGUAGUGAGAGACAGACGAGUCGAGUUCCGGUACGACGUCGGUACCGGUCCAGCGAUCAUCGCGUCGAGCCACAUCCUUCAGCCAGGCGUCUGGACGCACGUGUCUGCUGUUAGGGAUUUUAAAGAAGGAAAUUUAACUGUGAACAGCGAGCCUACUGUACAUGGCAAGUCCCGAGGGGCAGCGCGUACAAUGACGCUUAAUACUCUGCUCUAUAUCGGAGGUGUCGACAAGAGGAAGAUCGUCGUAAACGAGAACGUGGGAGUGAAUAGAACUUUUCGCGGUUGCAUCAGCGAUCUGGGGAUCUCUUCGGUGAACAUAGACAUUCUGAAAUCGGCAGUAGACUCCGCGAACAUAGACGACUGUAACGUUCUCCACCCUAAUCAAAGUAAGUUCAUCGGUCUGAUCACAACUCCGCCGUCGACCACACCGUACGAUCCUUGCGCUUCGAAUCCCUGCGUCCACGGGAUUUGCCAGACCGCCGACUUCUACGAUUACUCGUGCACUUGCGAGUACGGCUACGUGGGCAGGAAUUGCGAGAAGAUAUUGAAACAAUGCGAGUUACAAUCGCCGUGCAUGAACGGUGGUACUUGCACCGAUUUGCCAGUCGCCGGCAAUUACAAGUGCGAUUGUAAACUCCGAUUCAGUGGACAGAACUGCGAAAAAACGGCUGAGAUAUCGUACGAUGUCACAUUCAAAGGUGAUGGCUGGUUAGAAUUAGAUAAAUCGGUGAUGACACACGAGGAGGAGCGUGAAGUAUUAGGUUUCGAAAUCUCAACGAAUAAAACCAAGGGUUUGAUCAUGUGGCACGGGCAGACACCGAACGAUCUCAACCCCGAUCACUACAUGGCUCUAGCCGUGAUCGAUGGGUACGACAUUUCCAUUAUUUUAAGAACAUGUACUGACUUAAUUUAUUAUCGUUUCAGGUACGUGGAAUACCAGUAUAAUCUCGGCGCGGGUCCGGUGGUGAUUCGAGUAACGGCACAGAAGGUGGACGACGGGGAGAGACAUAGGAUAAUUCUAAAACGUCAGGGAAGCGAUGGUAGUAUAGAAUUAAACGGGGAACACAUGGAGAGUAGCGCUAGCUACGGAAUACAUCAAGAUCUCAAUGCCAGGGGUAGCGUCUACUUGGGAGGGGUGCCCGAUUAUGCUAUGACUUAUGGCAAGUAUCAAGACGGUUUCUCAGGUUGCAUCUAUACCAUGGAGGUACAGGACUCCGGGGCUAUAAAUAUUGGCGAGAAGGCCUUGAGGGGGAAGAACGUCGCUCCGUGCACCAGAGCGAGGUGGAUCCCAUCUUCGUUGGUAUACACCAGCGCGGACACGGACACCUUCGACGCGUUCGUACCCCCGCCCCCCGUGAACAUAAUCCAUCCGAAGCCGGCGGUGAACUCGGUGGCCGGCCGCAACGUUAAAACUCCUCACUCGUUGCUCAUUUUGCUGGAAAACCUGCUCGCCUUCGCUGUCGACGACGCGAUCCCGACAGUAUUAUGCGUAGACGCCGUGUACGCGAUCAAAUACUUCCUCAGUUAAGUGUUUCUUAAACCGAAGAACGCGUGUCCCAACGCGCGGUUCCCUCGCGUUGAGACACGCGUUCCGAUCCCUGUAAUUAAUCCGACUUGUAAAUUGUUCUAACGCUUCGUUGACGCUUGGAGCAAGGUAUUGGGACGACAAGCUUCCAGCGAGAGGAGAUCUUGAAGCGUUCCGCAAUAAAUUCACAUCGUUCCGUAUCUUGCUCUAAUUAAAAAUAAG